Messenger RNA from Canariomyces notabilis, 2690 nucleotides. RefSeq lists its product as uncharacterized. Gene Ontology annotation, biological process: regulation of DNA-templated transcription; DNA-templated transcription. Gene Ontology annotation, molecular function: DNA-binding transcription factor activity, RNA polymerase II-specific; zinc ion binding; DNA binding. NCBI's taxonomy places the organism in Eukaryota, Fungi, Ascomycota, Sordariomycetes, Sordariales, Chaetomiaceae. The transcript has 7 exons. The record is from RefSeq and is a predicted model, not a curated record. Bases 257 to 2497 code for a protein of 746 amino acids.
UGUGGGCCACGAUCUUAGUGGCGGGCAUGGUGUUGCUGAAAGCGGAGUUAUUAAAUCCGCGACCCGCCGCCCGCGUCUGGGCCCGGGCCCAGGGGUCUGUUCCACCCGCGGAACCCGACACAUUCUCCUGGCUCCUGAGUCCUGACACUUCAUGUUAAGAACACACGCUACUUCGUACACGACUGCAUUUCCAGAACCCUUUUUUUCUUUCUUUGUCACCAAGUCUCGACAAGCAACUAUCUAACGAGGUGACAGGAUGAGGGACGACAACCUUAAGGUGGAGAAGCGGAACAGACCGCCCAAGUCAUGCGACCCCUGUCGGCUUCGCAAGAUGAAGUGCAAUAGGACGUUACCUUGCGACACUUGUGUCAGAAGAGGCAAGUCAUCAUCGUGCCAAUAUGCUUCCAAUGCCGACAGGAGCAACCCACGGGCUACGAAUAAGGUGACUGUGAUAGAGCGCCUGAGGAAUUUGGAGAACAUGGUAGUCGCUCUAGGAGAAGUGCAUGGUCACCAGGGUUCCACGGUAGUACCUCCACCACUGGCAGGACAAGGUCAGUCGACUACUAAUGUGGACAUACAACCAACGAACGACUCGCUUCUGCUCACCAUACCCGGCCCUGCUGUCCCGACCGUCGCCUCGGUGCAAAGAGGAGGCCCCCCAUCGCAAGCUAAUACCCACGUAAUCCCUCAGACUAGGAGUCAAAAGGGGUUCUACGUGGACCCCAGCCAUUGGUCGUCCCUUCUGGAAGAUAUCCGGCAUAUUCGAGACGAGCUUUCCCCCUCUCACACCAGUAUCGACGAGGAGACGUGGAUAUCAUCAAAUCCGUCUGUCAAUGCUGAAGGGAACAGCGCUGAGGGAACGCCAAACUCCGAUCUCGUCUUUGGCGCCAUUGGGCCGUUAGACAUAACCCAAAUCCUUGAAAAUCUGCCAUCGAGGAGCGCUUGUGAUAGACUAGUCUCUCACUAUUUCAGGGCAAGGCACGCCCUUCUGCCUAUUGUACACCCCGUCAAGUUCCAGCGAGAUUACGUGUCGUUCUGGGAGGCACCGCAAUCUGCUUCACCCAUAUGGAUUGCUCUACUCUUUGCCAUCCUAAGCUUGGCUAAGAGCAUGUCGGAGCUGUCAGGCACAUCUCAUGGGGCAGCGGAGCCGAUACCCUCAGCCAAGUUACUCUCUCGGGCCACCGAACAGUGCCUUGUAUUUGGGGGAUAUGCCCGCGCGCGCGAGCACUGUCUGGAAGUCUUGCUGGUCCAUCUUCAAAGCUGCUAUAUAAGAUCCAAGGACUCAGACCUUAACCUCUGGUUGUUCAUGGGGGUUAUUAUUAGAUUGGCUUUGAAGAUGGGGUACCACCGUGAUCCGGCCAAGCUGCCGAAAGCAGAGUUCUCGCCAUUCGAGUCCGAGAUGCGGCGUCGUGUCUGGGCCACCAUCUUCCAAAUAGACACUCUGAUGUCGUUUCAGAUGGGACAUCCCAGCAUGAUACCGGUUGACUGUUGCGACGUGGAAUUGCCUCGGAAUCUGGAGAAUUCGGACUUUUGCCCAGAGACGGUCGUGUUGCCCGAAGCACGUCCUGUGACAGACUGCACUCCGGUACUGUAUACAAUCGCGAAGGCUUCGGUCAUGUCAAUGUUUAGAGCUGUCGUCAGCCAUACCCGGUCCUUAGCCUCGCCCCCUUACGACCAGACAUUGGCCCUCGACGAGCAGCUGAGAAAUGCAUACUCCAACAUCCCCCCAGCUCUCAAGUACGUACCUAUCAGUCAGUCGAUAGUCGACAGUCCCGGCAUUAUUAUGGACCGAACUACAAUUGAAAUACUCCAUCUCAAAAGCAUCAUCGUCCUGCAUCGGCAAUACAUCACAGCUUGUCGAGAGAACCCGCUCUUCAAUACCUCCAGGUCCGCAUGCUUACAGGCAGUCGAGUCGGUUCUUAGUCGACAAGUGGAACUACAUGAAGCAACGCAACCAGGCUGCCAGCUCUACGACCAAAAAUGGAUGGUGUCGGCGCUCACGACCAACGACUUCAUCCUGGCUGCUAUGGUCCUAUGUUUGGAGCUGACUAUUCGAACGCAGCGGCCGAGCCUCUGUACUAGUAGUGCGGGGAAAGGACCGAAUCUCAUGGUCGAGGAUCCCGAGUUUGCAAGGUAUUUCCAACUGCUUCAACAGAGCCAAAGAAUUUUUGCGGGGGCUAGUGACUCCUCUGCCGAGGCCCGUGUUGCUUCCGAGGCGAUAUCCUCUACGGUCCGCAUGGUAGCGGAUGGUGUAAAGUUACGGCCGGGGACCCCCAGACAUGGGCUACACCAUCCUACACCUGGUUCGUACAGCGGAGUGGUCGAAGCCCGAUUGCCUCCAAAUACGCAGAUACCCACUGGCAUGAUAUAUGGCGAGACGCCGUACGUUGACUGGGGCGUUCUUGAUAAUCCACUUCAGGAACCACUGAGCGAUGCUUUAGACCUGGAGUCUUGGAUCAUGGAAGCUCUUGAGGCGUCUGGACCAGUGGACCCAUAGAUGGUGCAAGAUUAGUACCAUCAUUGCAGGUGCAGGUGUGAACAAACUGCGACCCGGGAAGAUAGGAGAGGAGAAGGAGCGACGUCAGUAUUCGGUUGUAAUCCAGUUGGAUGUCCAUCGCUAGGGGCGCAACUCUAGGUAUCCACCUGAACUUACCGAGCUUACAUACCUCCCCGCGUACUUUUGGGUUGUG